CGAUGCUGAGCUCAGUGUGCGUCUCCUCGUUCCGCGGGCGCAAGUCUGGCAACAAGGCGCCGUCCAAGUCAUGUUUGAAAGGGGAGAUGGGCCGGAACGAGGACAACGACAAGAUCGUCAUCAACGUGGGCGGCAUCCGGCAUGAGACGUACCGCAGCACCCUCAAGACCCUGCCGGGCACGCGGCUCUCGUGGCUCACGGAGCCCGACGCCUGCAGCAACUUCGACUACGACGCCAAGGCCGACGAGUUCUUCUUCGACCGCCACCCGCAGGUCUUCGCCUACGUGCUCAACUACUACCGCACGGGCAAGCUGCACUGCCCGGCCGACGUGUGCGGGCCGCUCUUCGAGGAGGAGCUGGCCUUCUGGGGCAUCGACGAGACCGACGUGGAGGCCUGCUGCUGGAUGAACUACCGGCAGCACCGCGACGCCGAGGAAGCGCUCGACAGCUUCGAGACGCCCGAGAGCCAGGAGGAUGAGGACAGCGGCGGCGACCUCAAGCGCCUCUGCCUGCAGGAGGACGGGCGCAAGCUGGGCUGGUGGUCCUCCUGGCAGCCCAAGGUCUGGGCGCUCUUCGAGGACCCCUACUCCUCCAAGAUGGCCAGGUACGUGGCCUUCGCCUCACUCUUCUUCAUCCUCAUCUCCAUCACUACCUUCUGCCUGGAGACCCACGAGGCUUUCAACCACAUCAAAAACAAAACGGAGGUCAUCCAGACCGAGAACAUUACCAGCAUAAAGGUGGACUAUGAGAUGGAGACGGAGGCCUUCCUGACUUACGUGGAAGGGAUGUGCGUCAUCUGGUUCACCUUUGAGUUCCUCAUGCGUGUCAUCUUUUGCCCAGACAAGCUGGAAUUCAUCAAGAGCACCCUCAACAUCAUCGACUUUGUGGCCAUCCUGCCGUUCUACUUGGAGGUGGGCCUCAGUGGCCUCUCGUCCAAAGCCGCCAAGGAUGUGCUGGGCUUCCUGAGGGUGGUAAGGUUUGUCCGGAUCCUAAGGAUCUUCAAGCUGACCAGGCAUUUCGUAGGGCUGAGAGUCCUCGGCCACACGUUGAGAGCCAGCACCAAUGAGUUCUUGCUCCUCAUCAUCUUCUUGGCCCUGGGGGUCUUGAUCUUUGCCACCAUGAUCUAUUACGCCGAAAGGAUUGGGGCUGACCCAGACGACAUCACGGGCAGCAAGCACACCGUCUUCAAGAACAUCCCCAUUGGGUUCUGGUGGGCGGUGGUGACUAUGACGACUUUGGGCUAUGGUGACAUGUACCCUGAGACUUGGUCAGGCAUGUUGGUGGGAGCCUUGUGCGCCUUGGCUGGUGUGUUGACCAUCGCCAUGCCCGUGCCAGUCAUCGUCAACAACUUUGGCAUGUAUUAUUCGCUGGCCAUGGCCAAGCAGAAACUACCAAAGAAAAAGAACAAGCACAUCCCACGAGCCCCACAGCCUGGGUCGCCCAACUACUGCAAACCGGACAUGCAGUCUCCACAUCGGAGCAACCAGGGCGACUCAUGCCCCCUUGCUCAAGAGGAAAUCAUCGAGAUCAACAGGGCAGAUUCCAAGCAGAAUGGUGAUGCGGCAAAUGCAGCGUUGGCUAAUGAGGACUGCCCCACAAUUGACCAGGCCUUGUCACCUGAGGAGAAGUCGCCUGUCACGCCUGGCGGCCGUGAGCGCUACAACCGUGAUCGAGCCUGCUUCCUCCUCUCCACAGGUGACUUUGGGCAGUCACCAGAUGGGAACAUCCGAAAAGGGUCCACCCUGUAUUCUCGUAACGCCCCGACCGCGUGAGCCAGCUCUGAUUACCGCCUGAGACUGGCUGGGCAUGUGAACUCCAGCACCUCCCGGAGGCAGGUCAGCCCUGCUCAAUGCUUUCAAUCCAAUCUCAGUGUGUUGUGGCUUUUCCUGCUGGGGUGGGGGCAGCCUGGCGGAUGGGAAAGGAGGUCUCUGGGUAUCUCAAUCUGUAAUAAUGUCCGUUUUCUCCACUCUGCUGGGAUAGCUGAGUUGAGGGCACCUGUUCACUGCAGAGACCCUUUCUGUAGCAGUGCUGAAAUGCAGCUACCUCUGGCAUGGAGGAGCUCUUCCACAUGGAGAUAUGCCUUAAUCACGUCUGAGAGAGAGAGACCUGGAGGCUUCCUUGGGCUAUGAAACUGGGCCUUGCUUUGAGAGAGAUUUAGUGCGAUACUCUGGUGGAAAAGCUGGUGCCUCGGUGUUACAUGCUAUGAACGUUGAAUAACAUGCAGUUCUGAUCAUAAGAGCAUGCCAUGUACAGAGCACAUGUGAUGACUUGUUAUCUGCAUGCAUAACAUACAUUACGUGGUAUGUCGGAUGCCACAUGGGCCAGCAAAGAGCAUGCUGGCACAUGUGGCAGCAUGCUUUCUAUGCGCAUGUUAUGCAACAUACUUUAAGACAAGGUGGGCAACUUGUGGC
Messenger RNA from Elgaria multicarinata webbii, 2411 nucleotides. Its product is annotated as potassium voltage-gated channel subfamily C member 1-like. Gene Ontology annotation, cellular component: neuronal cell body membrane; voltage-gated potassium channel complex; postsynaptic membrane. Gene Ontology annotation, biological process: potassium ion transmembrane transport; protein homooligomerization. The record is from RefSeq and is a predicted model, not a curated record. The transcript has 5 exons. Gene Ontology annotation, molecular function: protein binding; delayed rectifier potassium channel activity. Bases 3 to 1772 code for a protein of 589 amino acids. Lineage: Eukaryota; Metazoa; Chordata; Lepidosauria; Squamata; Anguidae.